This is a messenger RNA of Asparagus officinalis (garden asparagus), 1192 nucleotides long. RefSeq names its product lysine-specific demethylase JMJ25-like. NCBI's taxonomy places the organism in Eukaryota, Viridiplantae, Streptophyta, Magnoliopsida, Asparagales, Asparagaceae. The transcript has 8 exons. The record is from RefSeq and is a predicted model, not a curated record. Gene Ontology annotation, molecular function: chromatin DNA binding; transcription coregulator activity; histone H3K9 demethylase activity. The coding region runs from base 353 to 1192 and encodes 279 amino acids. Gene Ontology annotation, cellular component: histone deacetylase complex; chromatin. Gene Ontology annotation, biological process: regulation of transcription by RNA polymerase II.
CUGCGAGCAUCACCGCUCCCUCUCCCGCCGUAAUGGCGCCAACUCUCAGAAAGCGGUUUCGGAGUCGGAGCUCCCAAAACCUAAUCCGAUCUUCGCUCAAGAUUGGGGAACGGAUUCGGAUCCUAAAAGGGGAAAGGUUCCCCGUAAUGUCAAUCCGCUUCUGAGGAGAGAGAAUGACGAAGGUUUGGAGCUUCGAUCACCUGAUCAGAGCUCGGAUCAGUCAGUGGUGCUAGCGGUGGUGGCGGAAACGGAAUCGAAAUGUGAAAAACUCAAUUGUACUCUGAAUUCACUUGUGAGGAACAAGAAGAGGCGGAGGAGAGAGAAAGAAGAAGAAUUGAGAAAAGAGAAGAAGAUGGAGAUGAGCGAAGAGAGAGAAACUGAUGCGGAUCCGAUAACGGAGGAUUUGUUGAGGAUGGCUGUAAAGAGGCAGAUGGAGAGGAGAGAGGAGAGAGAGGAGAAGAAGAGGAGAGAGGAAAGGGAGGUGCAGAAGAGAAGUGAGGAGAAAAUUGAGGUUAGGAGACAUCUUCGUAAUGGAGUGAUGGCAAUUUCAUCUCCGGUGAAUAAUUCGAGCAAUGUGGUGCAGAUCAUUGAUAGGAAGAUAGGAUUAGAGAAGAUAGGAUUAGGGUUUAAUGAGGGUUCUUCCUUCAAGAGGCGAUUUCGGUCGAAGAAUGCAGAGCCUGAACCUAUUGGAGUGGUUAAGAAGCUCGGUAGGGUCUUAGGAAGGAGCAAGAAUACUUGCCAUGGACGCGGAAAGAGCACAAACUGCAAGAGGAAAGGCUGCAACACAUGCAAGCCUAUGGGAGCCAUAGAUGCACCAUUUGAGAAAUCCACUAAUGGCCAGAGUAAGGUCAGCAGAAUCAGAUACGCUGAUUCUUCUAUUUGUCAACUGCUGCCUGUACUGAAACAACCCAGCUGGGAACAGAUAUUUGAAUUGGAAACAGAAGCAAAUAACCAAGAUAGAAGAUUAGCCAGUGUUCAGCUUCAAGUGGUAGAGUGCAGUGAUGAUGUGCGAUUUAAGUGUAACUACUGCAGAACAUCAAUUGUCGACUUACACAGAAGCUGCUCAAAAUGUUGUUACAAGCUGUGCCUGAGUUGUUGCCGAGAAAUUCGUGAGGAAAGCCUGGCUGAAGGGGCUAAGAUGGUAUCUCACCAAGAUAGCAUAUUCAUCAUAUUACAAAAUUUUAGCGUUUGA